Messenger RNA from Spirodela intermedia, 753 nucleotides. The record is from the annotation of a GenBank genome assembly. NCBI's taxonomy places the organism in Eukaryota, Viridiplantae, Streptophyta, Magnoliopsida, Alismatales, Araceae.
AUGGCGCAGAUGGUGGGGAGGAACGUGGCGGCGCCGCUGCUGUUCCUCAACCUGAUCAUGUACAUCGUCGUGGUGGGCUUCGCGAGCUGGAACCUGAACCACUUCAUCAACGGCCAGACCAACUACCCCGGUGAGUUGCACCAACGCCCGGCGAUGGCGCCGAAGGUGUAAGAGCACGUGAAGAAAUGGAUGGAUGGAUGAGAGAAGUUGCCGGUCUAUUUUUCUCAUCUGCAGGGGUGGCGGGGAACGGGGCGACAUUCUACUUCCUGGUGUUCGCCAUUCUCGCCGGGGUUCUCGGCGUGGCCUCCAAGCUCGCCGGCGGCAACCACAUUCGCUCCUGGCGGAGCGACAGCCUCGCCGCGGCUGCCUCCUCCGCCACCGUCGCCUGGGCCGUCACCGCCCUGGCCUUCGGGUGAGUCCUCUUCUCUACCUCAAUCUUCUUCUCCUUCGCAUUCUCCUGUUCGGCUCCGCCGCCGUGCUGCUAACGGCGGUGGUCGUCGGAUGGGGCGGCGUUCUUGCAGGUUGGCCUGCAAGGAGAUCCACGUAGGAGGGCACCGGGGUUGGCGGCUGCGGGUGCUGGAGGCCUUCGUCAUCAUCCUCGCCUUCACCCAGCUGCUCUACGUCCUCAUGCUUCACGCCGGCAUCUUCAGCAGCAAGUACGGCCCCGGCUACCGGGACUCCGACUACGCCGCCGGCCCCAUCGACCCCGCCGCCCCCAAGGGCGGCGCCGCCACCACCGCCGCCAGGGUGUAA